GGUGAUGGGUAUGUUUCGGAUUGCAGAUGAGCAAGGUGUGACACCGAGGCUGGAGAGAGGUUUUGGUCCUGCUGUGGCAUUCUUCAUGUCCCCCUUCUUGUCCUCCUAGGUGGGUCCACCUUAUUUAUUGAGACAUCUCUGCGGCGUCCGAGAGACAAGGAGAGCAAGGAGGGGUCCCUCGAAGUCACGGGUCAGUUGGGGGACGUGAUGAAGGAGAGUGCCAAGAUCGCCUACACCUUUGCCCGCGCCUUCCUGAUGCAGAAGGCCCCCUCCAAUGACUUCCUGGUGGGCUCCCACAUCCAUCUGCAUGUGCCAGAGGGAGCCACCCCAAAGGACGGGCCCAGUGCCGGCUGCACCAUUGUGACGGCUUUGCUCUCCUUGGCCAUGGGCCACCCUGUGAGGCAGAAUGUGGCCAUGACUGGGGAAGUGUCGCUCACUGGGAAGAUCCUCCCUGUUGGAGGAAUCAAGGAAAAGACCAUUGCGGUAAGAGGGAGUGGGAAUCUCCUCCGCUUUGCUGGUGGCUGGUUAGCGAAAGCUGUUGACUUGACAAAAAGAUCUAAUUGUGCUCUUUUAUCCAAACAAAUUCUAGGCAGGUGUGUGUAUAAGAAUUUGAAAAUCAUUUAAAUUGCACAACUGUAA
Messenger RNA from Sceloporus undulatus (fence lizard), 639 nucleotides. RefSeq names its product lon protease homolog, mitochondrial-like. The record is from RefSeq and is a predicted model, not a curated record. NCBI's taxonomy places the organism in Eukaryota, Metazoa, Chordata, Lepidosauria, Squamata, Phrynosomatidae. Gene Ontology annotation, cellular component: mitochondrial matrix. Gene Ontology annotation, biological process: proteolysis; protein catabolic process; chaperone-mediated protein complex assembly. The transcript has 2 exons. The coding region runs from base 208 to 624 and encodes 138 amino acids. Gene Ontology annotation, molecular function: ATP-dependent peptidase activity; single-stranded DNA binding; serine-type endopeptidase activity.